Cyprinus carpio (common carp) is the source of this 1644-nucleotide messenger RNA. Its product is annotated as rho GDP-dissociation inhibitor 2-like. Gene Ontology annotation, molecular function: protein binding; Rho GDP-dissociation inhibitor activity. Gene Ontology annotation, biological process: Rho protein signal transduction. Gene Ontology annotation, cellular component: cytosol; membrane; cytoplasm. The record is from RefSeq and is a predicted model, not a curated record. Lineage: Eukaryota; Metazoa; Chordata; Actinopteri; Cypriniformes; Cyprinidae.
GUAAAAAAAAACUUGACUGGUGCUUGCCUGAGCAGCUGUGUUAGUGUGAGGCGUUGAGUCGCGAUUGGUAAACUCGAUUUCCUGGUACACACAUGAUCUGAAGACUGUUGAACAUUGAACAUCCGCAUCUACAGUUCUGCAAGACGAGACUAGGCGGCAUAAUGGCUGAUAAAGAUAAAGAUGUGCCAGUGGUUGAGGAUGAAGAUGAGCCAGAUCUGAACUACCAGCCUCCGGCUCAGAAGAGCCUGCAGGAGAUCCAGGAACUGGACAAGGAUGAUGAAAGCCUGAACAAGUACAAGCAAACCCUCCUGGGUGCUGGACCUGUGGUGGCAGAUCCCAGCAUUCCUAAUGUUCAAGUGACCCGACUCACUCUGAUAUGUGACCAGGCCCCUGGACCCAUCACCAUGGACCUGACAGGUGACCUCGAUGCUUUGAAGAAGAAGAACUUCACCAUGAAGGAGGGAGUGGACUACAGGGUGAAAAUCCACUUCAAGGUCAACAGGGACAUUGUGUCUGGACUGAAAUAUGUGCAUCUGACCUACAGAAAAGGACUCCGAGUGGACAAGGCAGUGUACAUGGUAGGCAGCUACGGUCCGAGAGCCGAGGAGCAUGAGUUUAACACCCCGGUAGAAGAGGCUCCGAAGGGCAUGAUCGUUCGGGGAACCUACCACAUCAAAUCCUACUUCACAGAUGACGACAAAACAGACCAUCUGUCAUGGGAGUGGAACCUGCAAAUCAAAAAAGACUGGGACAGUGCAGAGUAAAGAGGGUCUUCCUCUGUCUCUCUCUCCCAGAUGCAUAACAGCAUACCCAAUUUAUCACAGAUGUUUAAAACCGAGACAUAGGCUAGGUAGAUAUGCAGCUGGAGCUGGCUUUGCAAAUGAUUAACAAUUAGUCGAAAAAAAAAACAUGAAAAAAUUAUGAGGAUAUUCCUACAUAUUAGGUGUAAUCAACGGGUGAGGACAUACAGUGACUGGCAGGGUAUUAGAGGCAACUUAGUACUUUGUAAUAGAUAUUACAACGGUGUAACCAACAAAUGAAAUCCCUCAUGCCUGUACACUCAGGUUUUAGUGUAUACUGUAAAUGUAAAUAUUACAAUGUCUGUAUUCUUGCAUUGCAUUUAGAGUUCUUUACAGAGUCCAUGACCGGAUCAGUGCAUGCUUGAAUGUGAAGCCAUCGUGUCUGCAAUGGCUACUUUCUUGUAUUAUUGAUGAUGUAAUCAGCCUGCUGUUACCUGAUGAAUACAUGUGUAGGAUGUGGUUUGUACUAGGUGUUGCUUGUCAAAAAAAAAAAAAAAAGGUAUUUCUGAGCUUUAAACCCCUGUAGAAAAGAUCAACUUAAACCAGUAUGAAGUUGUCUGGCUGUUCACCAGCAAACAAUUCUGGUUCAAUGUUCUUGCUGGUUAGUCCUGACUGGAACAUCAGCUUCUAGAAUGCAGCAUUUGCUGUUGAUAUUUCUGGUCUUUUCAGCCGGAAACCAUCAGUGGAGCCCAUAGUCAAGCACCCUCCUCAUUCCCUGAAACACUUUAAGAUCUGUUCAUCUCUGUCCAGGUGUCUGUAACUGUUUUCCAUCUAGCUUUCAUAUUAUUGUCUCUGAUUAAUUUUUAUUUUUUUGACAUUCCAAAAUAAAUACAUUUAUUGUUUA